Molecule: messenger RNA, 3591 nt
Organism: Odontomachus brunneus
Lineage: Eukaryota; Metazoa; Arthropoda; Insecta; Hymenoptera; Formicidae
Product: zinc finger protein 800
Exons: 9
Coding region: 213-3245 (1010 amino acids)
Source: RefSeq, a predicted model, not a curated record
GGUCAUCAAACGAUAGGAUUCAUAGUACGUGUGUAACCACAUUUAAAAGAUAGAUAUCGGCACACGCUUUUCAUGGAUAAAAUGUGUAUAUACCGUAUCGUUAAUAAUUGUUUUCAUACAGGUGUAACAGUUUAUGGAUUGAUCUAGAGAUGCAUUAUAAAGAAGAUUUCAAAUUACAAUCAUAAGGAUCUCUUAGAGGCUUUGAGAACUCUAUGUACUGGUUGAAGUACACCAUGGCUUUAGAAAAAAUGAAAGCUAUGCAGGCAGGGACCAAAAGCAAAGAGAAAAAUGGCAAAUUUGGGAAAGUAAAGCUUCAUAGAAGGGAUACAAAUAGUACAAUCAAUCCUGAUUUAUCCAACUUGCGUAAACCAAUUGAUACAAGUAUAUCUACUUUAUAUCAUAUUAGUAAGCUGCUUGAAGAUAGUACAGAGGAAAUUAAAUCUAUAUUAACUUAUGAAUGUGACAUUAUCUAUGAAUGUCGUAUUUGCCGCAGCUUAUUUAGAAGCAUUGUGAAUUUGAUAUCUCAUAAAAGAGAAUACUGUAAAGAAAAGUUUAAUAUUACACUUCAUAAAAACACAUGGAAUGAUCUCAACAUGAUUUCUACUAUUGAAUCAGCAAUUGAUACAUGUCAAACAGAACAAACAAUAAUGAAAUCUAAUCUUACAAACGAUAGAAUACUUAGGAGCCAAGUCUCUAAAGAAACAUGUAAAAGAGAUCUCACAGGAGUAAUAAGUGCGCUUAUUAAAAAGCAAGAAGAUAUGAGAAAUAACUCUUCUAAUAAAAUAAAAAUUGAAAAUGUGACCACUGAUGCUUCAAGAAAUCAACAUAUUUAUUUGAAAAGUAUAGCAACAAAUAGUUGUGCAGUAUAUCAAACUAUCAAAUCACCAGAUACAGUAGCCAAUGUGGAUACUGACUUAGCAGCUAAAGAGAUAAUGAAACUUCAAAAUAUAAUGAAGCAGAAUAAUACUACAUUAGAACAUAAGAACUACAUUAAGAAUAAAAAUCAAUUAGAAAAGAAUGAUAGUCCUAUUCAAGCUAAUCCGAGUAACGAAGGGGAUAAAUUGCCAUUAGAUAGGACGCUAUCGAAUAGCUUGAUCUGCGCUAUAUGUAAUGCAAAUUUUUCAACGAAGAAAACAUUAACUUUUCAUGUUAAAACACUGCACACAUCCCAGCGCACAUGUUACACCUGCCCUUGCUGUGCAAGUACGUUUGCAAACACUUGGAGUGUUCAUCGACAUUUGUUCAAAGUUCAUAAGAAAAAUCACGAGCAAGUGCGUAAGUUAAGAUUGAAAAUUCAAGAGGUACCAUUUAGUAUGGAAGCAAUCACGACACAAGAUUCAAAGAAAAGUCGUGCAACCGGGACAUCUGCUGCUGGAAAAAUAAAGCAUACUAACGAUCUCGAAAAUGACGAUAAGGCACAGAAAACAUUUUAUUCGAAAAAUGAUGUCGAAGAUUCAGGUUGCAACAAAUGUGGGAAGAAGUUUGAUACAAAGACAGCUUUGUCUGCUCAUUCGCAGCAUUGUCAAACAUUAAUCGCUGCAUGCGACCAAGUUACAACUAAAAUCAAUCAGCCUAAUAGCAGCACUUUAUCAAACUCAGUACUUAACAACGAUACAUUAUGUGAGUUGAAUGACACCGAUGAAUCGAAAGCUAACUUUGAACGCAUGUCAUCGUCAUCUCCUGAGAUAAUCGGCGAGUAUCGCAAAGCAGCCACUCGUAUGCAACCUGUUUCUCUUAGUACAGAAGAUUGGGAUACGUUAGAACACUACGAUAAUCAUUCGUCCAAACGCAAUUCACCAGAUCAUAAUAACGUUCGUGCGAGAAUUGCGCCAUCGACAAUCCAUGAAAAUUUCGACGAUAGCGAGCCACCGAUUCUUGAGCCCAUCGAAAAUCCACAGUCUUCCAAUAUUGUACACGGAGAUACGAGCAAAACCAAGGCCGUGGGUUUAGAGGUCAUACGUAGAAAAGGCAGCACCCUAAGUUGCAGGAAGAAAAAACGGAAGAUUACUUUGAAAAGGAAAACACUCAUGAGAGUGGAACGAAGCGAUUUUACAGCGGUACGGCCGAGUAAAAUGGAGCAGAAUUUAUCAAUGGAGAGUAAGAUGGCUGCGAUCUCGAAUUUGCAGAAAAUGCAGUGUCUUUUAUGUCAACGAAAGUUUACGUCCAUGACAAGUCUACGUAGGCAUAUGGCAAUUCAUAUUGGGUGGUAUCGCUAUCGCUGCAAAUUAUGCGACUUCAAGUGCUUCUUCAAGUGUGAUUGCGUUGUACAUUGCAAUAAGAUGCAUAACACACAGAAUAGUCAUGCAUUUAUGGCGGAGAUGGUGAUCGAAAUACCACAGAGUGAGUGUAAACGUAAGGAGAAUAUUGUUGCCAUGAUCACAGAUAUAAAGAAGAUAGAUGAUCCUGAUGACGCGGAUAAGACUAUGUCGUACUCUCAGUCAGAAAUACGGGAAGAUCUUAGCGGUUUGAACGAUACGAAUACGUGUGUUACUGGAAAAAAUGAGGAAGCUGCUAUAACGGGUACGAUGAAGGUUCCUACGGAGGAAUAUAGAUGUAAGGAGAACAUUGUUACGGGCAUGACGGAGGUGAAGAAGAAAACAGACUACCCCGUUGAUAAAACUGCAUCGUUCUCUCAGUCGGAAAUGCGCGAAGAUCUUAGCUUUUUGAGCGAUACGACGAGUACGCGUGUUGCUGGAAAAAAUGAGGAAAUUACUACGACAGGUAGUACGACGAAUGUUCCUACCGAAAAGAAAACCGAUGGGACCGCGACGCUCUGUACAAAUCUGGAAGAGUACAUGGAGAACCGUGCUCUGGGAAAAUUGAACGUUCAUUCUGAUCUCAAGCGGAUGGUGAUGGAGGUGAUAUUGGGCCCGACUGACACAGACAGCGCGACCAAACAGACGGAUUCGGAGAAGUCGUCAGACAUCAGUAAUGAGGCGGAGAGAGAUACGUACUCGAACGACAAUGAAAAUAGCACCGCGCCUAUCGACGACACUGGGCUAACGUAUUGCUCGAUAACAGACGGUUCGAAGUCUCAACGUCCGAUGCGUAAACGAAUAAAGCCGUUGAGAAAGGAUUUCAUAUAUGACUUGAAGGACAUACAACUUCGGAAGGAGUCCUGUAAGGGCACGUCGUCGUUUUCACUUGGCAAAUCAUCAGCAAAACAUCAUUUGUGCGACUCUGAAACUUUGGUGAACGCGCGAAAGAAAACCAAAUUGCAUCAUAGAACAUUAAAUUCUAAUUGAUUAAUAUGAUGAUAAUAAUGAAUUGUUUUGGAACUUCCUUUAAAAUGUUAAUACAUUGAGCAUAAUAACUAAGCUCUGUUGUCCUCGAUAGUUUAAUUGAAAAUUGUAUAAGGAAUAGAAAUAUCCAUAUGUAAGGAAAAUUAAGGGUAAAGUCUAUAUAAUUCUAUUUCUGUAUAGCGGGGUCUACAAUGAAGAUUUAAGUUUCAAGCUUUAAAAAAUUGACUAACCACAAUCGACUUUUACAAGAAUAUUCAACUGUGUUUGGUCAAUUUCUUAAAGCUUAAAUCUUCAUUGCAGAUCCUGUUUAAAGGAUUUUUAGUUCCAAUUAAAGGAUUUCAAUGUUGAA